Messenger RNA from Scaptodrosophila lebanonensis, 764 nucleotides. RefSeq lists its product as uncharacterized. The transcript is spliced from 2 exons. Bases 78 to 689 code for a protein of 203 amino acids. Lineage: Eukaryota; Metazoa; Arthropoda; Insecta; Diptera; Drosophilidae. The record is from RefSeq and is a predicted model, not a curated record.
UUUGGUAUCCGUGGAGCUUAGAAUUAUUGGAAAUUGGAAAAAUACAAAUUGCAAGAAACAACUAAAACACUCGCAUAAUGUCGAAAAUCAGCGAAUUUGAUGUGCUCGAGGGAUACGAUCAGAGCUUGAUUCACCUGCCACAGGGGAAGAAAAUAAGGCAGUCGCAAGGCGAUGUGAAUUGCAAUGAUGUUAGCAGUUGGAAGAUAUUGACUGAUGGCUUAAGCGACUCGGAUGGGGAGGUUGAAAAACCUAAGUGCAUAUAUGAAGAUCUCAACCUCGAGAAGGUCUUCCAUAAUGCUCUUCCAUCGUCCGCAAAGGAAUCUGGAGACCCACUGUCCAACAACUAUCCGAAUGGGCCGUCUCGCCACCAGCAGACGGCGGACCCGCAGUCAACCGGAUUCAAAUACGACUUUGCGCCGACGCAGCCGGAUUUCGUGCAGCUGAUGAUGGAGGAGCUGGUGGAGAGGCAGAAGCAACCGCCAGUGAACAGUGCUUGGCCACAAGUGCCCGACAACACAAAUGGGGCUACCGGCAAGGAAGUCGACCAAAUGCCAAAUGGUUAUAAGGCAGAUAACACUAGCGAGCACCUGAAGAAUAAGAAGAACGCGGCCAAGCCGAGGGAGAAGAAAAAGUUGAAGCGCAAGAAUUUCACUGCGGUGGCCUUCAUGGGCCUGCCCAUGAAUCUCUAAUUGAGUAAUACGCGUCUGUAUGCAAUAGCUUGAUAAAAUAAAAUGCCAAAUUUCCACUGGGCAGCUCACCCGAAA